UGUGUGAUUAGGCAUGGAGUGAAAUAUCUUUUGUAACGUUCAUCGCAAUUGACAAUUAUCUUCGUUAAUCUGUAAUCAUUUUUACGUUCCAAUAAAUUGAAAGAUUAUUAUGAGUGCGUAAGACUUGCUCAUUAUUAUACUGUUUGAACAGAUUUUCGGCCUAUUACAUUGAACUAUUUAUUCAAUAUAACAAAAUUAUUCAGUGAUCACACAUCUAGAUUGAACAAGAAUGGUGUGUUACAUAAUGUGACAAUAGAUAUCCCAGAAAAUGUGGAUAAUUACAAACAAAUUUGCAAGCCUGCAAGGUGUAGUAGUGGUAUACAUCUUGUUCACAAAAAGGUGAUUGUCGAUUGUAUUUGCUCAUUUCCUCAUGUAUUGAAACUAUGGAGGUAAUGAAUAUUGAAGAUACUAGUGAGUCGCACGCUUUACUUUCAAUGAAGCACUGUGACAGUCCUCUACUAAUCUCAUGCAAUUGGCAAAUUAAUAACAAUAAGCAAUUUAUUGAUGCUGUUACUAUAGCACCAAUGCAACAUGCACCUGUAAGAAUAAACUGUGAAGAUGUAGCUUCUCUGGACACUUGUAUCGCCUUGCAGCCAGUGAAUUCUAGUGUGGAUUCCAAUACAGAACCAUGUAUGCUGGAUAUCAAGGUGACGAAUUGUCAAAGGAUAGCACGCAUUGCCAUUGUUUCCGAAGGAAAUGUCUUAGAAAUCUUCAAGCAAUUUGGAGAAUAUGAAACAACGAUACUUGCAGAAUUCGUAGAUGAAUAUGAGGACAAUAUAGUUUUUCUUGGUGAAACGAUGAUACGCCCUCCUACCACAGAAAUUAGCAUUAAGUUUAUUAGAACGAAAAAUAAGAGCCCUCCUAUGUGGGUGUAUGGUAUAAGACUGUUUUUGACAGAUUCUACAAAAGAGGCAAAAUCUAGUGCCUUUGAUUAUGAUAUUAUUCAAACUUUUCUCAGUAAUGCCAGCAAUGACAAAACGAGUCAAGGAUUCAAAAUGGCGAAGAAAGUAUUUGAAUUUUAUGAUAGACAAGAAAUCAUGAAUAAAGAGAAAAUUUUUCAAACACUUGCUUCGGGUUCAAAAGAUGAAAGAUGUAUAAAUGAGAUGAAAAGAAGCAAUAAUGAGGAGGAAUUUCCAAAUUGCAGAGAUAAACAGUCAAACGCUUCUGAAUGCAAAAAUAAUGAAAUGGAAUAUCCAACUCGUGAAGGGAAUUAUAAAACGUCGGAUACGGAGAAAGAUAUUACAAGCUACGAUAAUAAGACAAGAUCGAGAAAAGAGGCAAAAUCUAGUGCCUUCAAUUAUAAAGACUUUAUGCAGACUUUUCUUAGUAAUUCUAGUAACGACAAGAUGAGUCAACAAUUUGAAGUGAUGGAAUUAUUUGGAUUUUACAAUAAACAAGAAUUGAAUAACGAACAGUUUCAUCAGAAAAUUUUAGAAACCGUUGCUUUGAACUCGAAUAGUUUCAAACAUAAAAAUGAAAUUGAUAACGGAAAAGAAUGUUUAAGUCAUAGAGAUGAUUACAAAAAAUCGGAUUCUCUUAAAAAUAAAAACUUAAGGAGCAACAGUGACAAAGACUGCACAGACUGUGAAGACCAGAAAAAAUCCGAUAUAGAUAUCAAAAUUUAUAUCGAUAAUAAAUUCCAUGAUAUAGAAAAAAGAUUGAUGGAGCGAAUAGACAAGAUGGAAGCCAAUACCAAUCAGAAGCUGAAUACUAUUUUGGAAAAACUUGAAUCGCAACUGAGUUUAUAGUAAAUGUUUUCAUUAGUUUAAUUUAGUAAAUUGUUAUUAAUUUUAUAUAGAAUAAAACAAAAGAUCUAAUUUAUCGAAUUAUUAAGUUAUUAAUAUAACAUAAAAAUGAAGAAAAUGAAUUUAUCAUGAAUGUACAUCAUGUUAGCUAGUUGAAAGAUCUAACCUACUUUAAAUAUAUAGUUUCUUUUAUCUUCU
Messenger RNA from Pogonomyrmex barbatus (red harvester ant), 1943 nucleotides. RefSeq lists its product as uncharacterized. Lineage: Eukaryota; Metazoa; Arthropoda; Insecta; Hymenoptera; Formicidae. The record is from RefSeq and is a predicted model, not a curated record.